Messenger RNA from Coffea arabica (coffee), 1812 nucleotides. RefSeq names its product putative late blight resistance protein homolog R1B-17. Gene Ontology annotation, molecular function: ADP binding. NCBI's taxonomy places the organism in Eukaryota, Viridiplantae, Streptophyta, Magnoliopsida, Gentianales, Rubiaceae. Gene Ontology annotation, biological process: defense response to other organism. The record is from RefSeq and is a predicted model, not a curated record.
AUGCUUUAUGACGGGCUGAGAUCCUUGAGAAUCAUUCUCAAGGAGAACCCCAACAAUUUUGAUGAGAAAAUGAGAGAUCUUACUGGACUCUUGCUCUGUGAUGCAGGACUUGUUAUUUUUUCCCUUUCUCUCAGUGUAAUUAAAGAUGGAUAUGUCAAGCAAAUGGAUCUUCAGUCUUUUCAUCAUUUCUUGAAAAGAAUAAAGCUUAUCAAGGCAAUAGUUGCAGAGAAAUAUCCAGAAACAUCACCGUCAUCCAAGUUUCCUAGGACUAAUGAGUUGGGAUUUAUCGAUUUUCUUCUAAAAUAUAUGGAAGAUUUGACAAAUCCAGAUGCCCAUUCAGUUGCUCUUUCAAACUAUCCAAUUCAUGCAAUCCAUGAAGAACUUGUUUACUUGCGCUUCUUCUUGGGAAGAAUUGUGGAAUUGCACAAUGAAGAUCGGGAGCUUCAAGCACUUUGGGAUCGUGUUGUUGAGGUGGCAUACAAGGUAGAAUUUCUUAUCGACUCCUUGUUGGUUGGAGACAAUCUAGAUUCUUCUUCAAUCUCAUUUGAUUCCGUUGAAGAAGAAAUUAAGAUCAUCAAAGCUGCGGCCUUGAACAUUUUUGAAAAAAAAACACUUGAUCUCAAUGUUAAGGAAGUUACCAAGAGACCAAAUAACAUGUCAUCACAGGGCAGCAUGCCAAUAAUCAAUGACAUGAUCCUGGGAUUGGAGGAUGAGGCAACCUCAAUAAUCAAUCGACUCACAAGAGGAUCAUCCCAACUGCAAAUUCUCCCCAUUGUAGGUAUGCCAGGACUUGGCAAGACAACUUUAGCUAAAAAGGUUUACAAUAAUUCUUUAGUUACAUCACAUUUUUAUGCACGUGCUUGGUGUACUGUCUCUCAAGUGUAUCACAGAAAAAAUCUGUUACUUGAAAUUUCGACUUGUAUUCACUCCAAGCCUCCUAACAAUUUUUCUGAGAUGUGUGAAGAAGAUUUGGCUGCAGAAGUCAGAAGAGGUCUGCUAAGGACUAGAUAUCUCAUUGUUUUGGAUGAUAUAUGGGACACUGAAGCAUGGAAUGAAUUGGAAGCAUCAUUCCCUGACAAUCGAAAUGGAAGUAGAGUGAUCGUGACAAGUAGAAAGUCUGAUGUUGCUGAUCCGAUAGAUGAACUUGAUGAAGGGCCUCAUUUCCUCCGUCUGCUGACCCCUUAUGAGAGCUGGGACUUGCUAAAUAUGAAGUUAUUUCCUGGAAAUGAUUUGCCUCCACCAGAAUUAUGCGAUUUGCAAACGAAAAUCGUGGAAAUGUGUCAAGGACUGCCACUUACAAUCAUCAUUCUAGCUGGAAUUCUAGCAAAUGAGGACCAACAUGGUUGGAAAGCACUUGUGGAUGGUUUAAGUUCAAGAAUCGUCUCUAGUACAGAACAAUGCUCUGCUGCAAUAGAGUUGAGUUACAAGAACCUACCAGAAAAUUUGAAGCCAUUCUUUCUAUACUUCGGAGCAUUUCCCGAAGACCAUGAACACACUGCUGAGAAGUUGAUUUGGUUAUGGGGCGCUGAAGGAUUUACCCAGAAAACUCAGUUCAAGAGUGCAGAGGAUGUGGCAAAUGAUUUCUUAAUGGAUCUUAUCCACAGAAGCUUGGUCAUUGUUUCCAAGCAAAGAUCCAUUGGUGGUGUCAAAGCUUGUCGCGUUCAUGAUUUGCUGCAUGAGUUUUGUGUGACAAAAGGCAAAGAAGAAAAUUUUCUGCAGCUGGUGCGUGGGUAUGAUGAGAUAAAUACUUUCAGAGUGCCACGCAACUAUACCUGGCAAUUGGGCGGGUUGGGCGGGUUUUGGGCGGAUUAA